Messenger RNA from Radiomyces spectabilis, 619 nucleotides. Its product is annotated as 40S ribosomal protein S11. The record is from RefSeq and is a predicted model, not a curated record. The transcript has 3 exons. Gene Ontology annotation, biological process: translation. Bases 101 to 559 code for a protein of 152 amino acids. Gene Ontology annotation, cellular component: ribosome; cytosolic small ribosomal subunit. Gene Ontology annotation, molecular function: structural constituent of ribosome. Lineage: Eukaryota; Fungi; Mucoromycota; Mucoromycetes; Mucorales; Radiomycetaceae.
GGUUUUUUUUGUGACGCUCAUGAAAAUUUUUCGCUUUCAGUUGUAAAAAUCGAGACGGGCGCGGCAGCCACUGUGUUCUUCCUCUUUCCUCCAAUCGACCAUGUCUGAACAAACCGAGAAGGCCUUCCAGAAGCAAGUUGGUAUUUUCCAAAACUCCAAGAUCCAGAAGCGCACCCAGCGUUGGUACAAGGAUGUCGGUAACGGCUUCAAGACUCCUAAGGAGGCCAAGUUCGGUACCUACAUCGACAAGAAGUGCCCUUGGGUUGGUGAAGUCAACAUCCAGGGUCGUAUCUUGACUGGUGUUGUUGUCUCCAACAAGAUGAAGCGCACCAUCGUCCUCCGUCGUGAUUACCUUCACUACGUUCCCAAGUACAACCGUUACGAAAAGCGUCACAAGAACAUCUCUGCUCACUUGUCCCCUGCUUUCGAUAACUUGGCUGUUGAGAGCGGUGACAUCGUUACCAUCGGUCAGUGCCGUCCCCUCUCCAAGACUGUCCGCUUCAACGUGCUCAAGGUCCAGAAGGCUAAGAGCACCAGCAAGGCCUUCCAGAAGUUCUAAGUCUCUUUUAGUUGGAAAUGACACAUUUGUGGAUAUUCAAUAAAAAGUAGAUUGAUCCAU